GUCACUGCCAUUCUAAUUAUAUUUUGAUAUUAUUGUAGAAUUACAAUUAAAAAUAUAAGUAUUAACUAACAUGAAAAUGAAUCCAUUCGGAAAGAAAGAGGAAAUAUAUGGAUACCAAACUUUACACAGAGAAAUUGGAUAUUACAUAUCCAGACUUGAGCAAUACGAACGAUCCCUAAAGUUUUUCGAUGAAGCAAUUAAAAAAACCCCGGAUGACAAGAGAGCUCUUAUUGGAAGAUCCAGAGCUAGGGCCAAAGCUAUUCAAUAUGAAGGCGCUUUGGAAGAUAUUAACAAAGCCUUAGGAAUGGAUGCGGAUAACUUAGUAGUGCUUGCGGAUAAAGCUCUCAAUACUUAUCUCUGUUGCGAAUUUGAAGAAGGUUUGGUUCAAAACUCUAGAUUGGUUCCUAAAAGACAAAAACCCGAUAACUUUACUAUGGGUGUUAUGCAUUGUACCGCUGCGAUCGAAAAUUGCCUCGGCGAAAGGGCUGGAAGACCUUUAAGAGAUCAUUUUAAGAUCAUUAGAAAACUGGCAUGGAAAAAGAACUAUGCCGCUCAGAAACCGUUUGAACCGAAACCCAGAAUGAAAACGAAAAAGAAAAAACCAUCACCUUUACUAAAAUUAUUGUUAAACGAAGAGCUGCACGAACCAGUCCAGCCUCAGAUGUUUAAAGCUAAAAAAGGAAGUCAUCAUGACACUCUUCUUGAAAUAAGAGAUUCUUUACAUUCGCGUAAAUCGGACGAUGAACCCGUGCCACCAUUUACCAAACCAUUUCGAUUUAAGCCAAUGCAAAACUAUACUUCAAAUAUUGAAAAUUUCAUGGCUGAGAAGUAUUUAGAUUCAAUGUAUUUGGACAAGAUUUUCUUAAAAGAAAUUCGAACGGCUCCCGGAUCCACAUGUCCUAAUGAAAGGGGUUCGAAGAAAAUAAAACACUUGGCAAAAAGUUGCUUCCAGACGGUUUCAUAUAAACAAGAACUACUUAGAACACGGAGACCUUUCUACUUUAUCAAAUAUCAAGAAGCUAAAGUUUCCGGAGCGCUAAAAGCACGCCAAGAACUUGAACUAGAGCAGCAACAACAAAAUACUAAGCGAGAUGCCGACGCUAUUCUUUCUAAGAUGCUUGAGGCUUUUGAUGCGAAAAAAUUAAAGACCUUCUUAGAUUUGGUAGAAAAACUGAAAAGAUUCUGCGACGUAAGGUCGAAGAAACUGUUACCAAACAAGGACGAAUACAUGCAUGAAAUUUACGACAAAGUAUGCAAAGCUUUUUAUGAGGUCUACAGAGUCAACGAUGAGCAUAGUACCUUUGAACAAAAUAGAAGAAUAUACGCUCUAUUGGGUCUACCGCUUAGCAGACAACCUUCAAAAGAUUCGGUUGUAGGGCAAUUCAAAAAUGUAUUUAUUGAUUAUUCCAAAGAGAUUGUAGAAUUAGAGAGGCGGUUAGAGAAUGCAGUUUUACCUCAAGAGAUCUGUUGGUUUUACCAUGAGUUAUCGCGGUAUCAUAUCGAAGUCAAGAAACUAGAUUUGGCAAGAGUAUAUGCAAGGAAAUGUAUCCAACAGGCCAAAAUAAAUAAAAUAAUAUACUGGAUCUUUAACGGAACAAUGUUACUAGCUAAAUGCAAUCUUCAACAGCACAAUAAAAAUGACGCCAAAAACGACCUCCUCAGUGCUAUUAAGUGUUCUGAGACUUUAAAAGACUCCACAAAGGUUGACUUUAUCAAUAAAUGCUUGGAAGUGGUGGAAAAUGUCGAAUUUGAUGACAUAUUCGGUACAAAGGAGCUCGAAAAGCGCGAAAACAGAAUAAUCCAAAUGAUGUCGAGUACGAAAAUGAAAGAUGAAGUAGCACAUCUAUUCCAUCAAAUGUCAGCAAUGCCACCUUCGAGAAGGAUGACGGUAAUCCCAGGAAUUAAUAUACCAAAGCAAGGUAGAAGAUCUAAAGGUUCUAAGGUAAAGAAGAUGUCUAUAUUACCUACACGAAGGGAAUCGGGAGAAUCGUCAGGCUUUGAAGUAAAACGUGUGCCAUCGAAAAAGCUGGUUGGAAGUGAUGAUAAGAAAGGUGUAGAAUUCUUAAACCUAGUAGAGUUUCAUGUCUAAAUAUAUAUGUAACAUGAAAGAUCUAAUAAACAGCAAACAAUCUCAA
This is a messenger RNA of Sitophilus oryzae (rice weevil), 2135 nucleotides long. RefSeq lists its product as uncharacterized. The transcript has 3 exons. Gene Ontology annotation, molecular function: protein binding. The record is from RefSeq and is a predicted model, not a curated record. NCBI's taxonomy places the organism in Eukaryota, Metazoa, Arthropoda, Insecta, Coleoptera, Curculionidae. The coding region runs from base 71 to 2089 and encodes 672 amino acids.